GCAGGACCUUAAAUAUAAGGCCUCCGGGUCCUCCCCACUUCCUGCCGCACUUGCACUCCGCUGUCGCCAUGCCGCCCUACACCAUCGUCUACUUCCCGACCCGAGGUGCGGCCCCUUUUCCUUCAGGAGGGCGAAGGGCACAGACAGGGCCCCAGCAGGACGCUCGUCUGGACAGUGCCUGAGGCAGAGGGCGCUGCGAGGCCACACGCAUGCUGCUGGCCGACCAGGGCCAGAGCUGGAAGGAGGAGGUGGUGACCAAGGAGUCCUGGCUGCGGGGCCCACUCAAGGCCUCCUGUCUGUACGGGCAGCUCCCCAAGUUCCAGGAUGGAGACCUCACCCUGUACCAGUCCAAUGCCAUCCUGCGACACCUGGGCCGCUCCUUGGGGCUCUAUGGCAAGGACUGGCGGGAGGCAGCACUGGUGGAUAUGGUGAACGACGGCGUGGAGGACCUCCGCCGGCACUGCAGCCAUCUCAUUCACCAGAACCACGAGAAGGACAAGGCCCAGUAUGUCCGGGAGCUGCCAGGGCACCUGAAGCCUUUUGAGACUCUGCUGUCCCAGAACCAAGGGGGCCAGGCCUUCAUCGUGGGCGACCAGAUCUCCUUUGCGGACUACAGCCUGCUCGACCUGCUGCUGAAUCACCAGGUCCUGGUCCCCGGCUGCCUGGACUCCUUCCCCCUGCUUUCAGCCUACGUGGCCCGCCUCAGUGCCCGGCCCAAGCUCAAGGCCUUCCUGGUGUCCCCUGAGCAUGUGAACCGCCCCAUCUUUGGAAACCGCAGGAUAUGAGCCCACUCAGCCUCCCCUGGGAGAGGCACUGCCCUUGGGACCAAUAAACACGG
Molecule: messenger RNA, 838 nt
Organism: Hippopotamus amphibius kiboko
Lineage: Eukaryota; Metazoa; Chordata; Mammalia; Artiodactyla; Hippopotamidae
Gene: GSTP1
Product: glutathione S-transferase pi 1
Exons: 7
Coding region: 210-785 (191 amino acids)
Biological process (GO): glutathione metabolic process
Cellular component (GO): cytosol
Molecular function (GO): glutathione transferase activity
Source: RefSeq, a predicted model, not a curated record